AAAACAACACGCAACCGCCGAGCUGCCGAUCGAGACCCGAGCAGCGCGGCGCAAAUUUUUAAAGAGCAAACAGUAAAAAAGUAACGGUUCAUAUUCGGUUAUUUUUAUUUUAUUCUGUUUCGAUGAAUCAGUUACAGUUUCAUUGUUUAGAAAGGAUCGUUUAAUUUUACUAUCAUGUCAGAAUUUUCACAAUCCUUAUUUCUCGGGGAGAACACUCUGGAUAGAAUAGAGAAGCAAGCAAUCCAGAGCAAAAAACCAGACAUCCAUUCUACUCCACCGACUUCCGGGGGUACCAAUCGGCGGGUGACCCGGUCUAGCCAGGCUGUGAAACGCCAAAGUAGCGACGAGCAGCCGCUGGAAGUGAUAGAAGAAUCGCCAACCAAUAAUGUGACCAGGUUCGGCGGUGGGAACGUUUCCCGGCAGAAAAGUGUCCGCGAGCGGUUGAAAACCAUCGGAACGCAGUCACGGUCGUCGCGAUCGCGCAAAGCAUUUCGCCGGAAUAAGUCCGAUUCGAUCGUGUCGAAAGGGCUAGACGCAACGGAGGUAGGCGUGUCGUGUCCGCAGAAAGCUAAAGCUCGCAGUGAAAGUCGUGAGCAGUUGGAUUUAAUCGAUUCGGAACUGCUGAAAAGCGACGUUCAUUUCGAUGGGUUGUCCGGAGUGGAAGCGUUGGCAGCGGGCGCGCAGAAAACGGAGAUCAACAUUUCGAAACUGUUGGAUUCGGAGAUAAGUUUUGAAAUGCCUGCCCUGUCCAAUCAUCAGAAUGAAAAGGAAAAACCAACGGAUGCCAAAGUUGCGCGAAAUAGCGAUGAAUUCGAGAAUAUGUUUGGGAGCACCGAUUUUUCAAUGGAUUUGCUUCCGCGCAGCCAAAGUUUAGUGAGUUCCCGUCGCGCUUCGAAGAAUUACGACAACAUGUUCGAGCAAAGCGCCUUUACAUUAGAGGUACCAGAAGAACCUAGAGCGGCAGAGCCGCAUGUGACUGGCUACUUUCAAGAACCUGUCGAGGAUAAAGAGUUGAGAGAAUUUUCUGAGCUUCAAGAGUCGCUUCGUGUUGACCCAGACGAUCCGGAACUAGCAAAUUUAUCUGAAGUUAUAGAAAUCCCUCUGUCUAUCGAAAAUGUGACUUUCACUCGAAUACCUUCGGUAGAAAGUUUAGGGGUGGAACAACAAGAAAUGGACAAAUUCCUAUCAGAAGCAAUCGAGAAAUCCAAAACUUCGAUUGUCGAAGUUUUGGAAAACGCCAGGCAAGCGAAUCUGAGCAGGACACUUUCUAUGACGCAGAACCACACAUUCCCUUCCCAAAUUCCGUCAAAGCCAAAUGUUGUGAACAUGCGAUCUGAACCAUCCUCUGACGGGUCAAUGUCUCUCAACAGUUCGAAAAACCUGCGCCUGGUGUCCAACUGGGGUCUGCCUGCCGCCAUUACAAAAGCUUACGAGCGCAAAGGCAUAACCGAGCUGUUCCAGUGGCAAGCGGAUUGCCUCGCCAACGCAAAGGUGAUCCUCGAGUGCGCUCAUCUAAUCUACAGCGCUCCUACUUCCGGAGGGAAAACGCUGGUCAGUGAAUUCCUGGUGGCUAAGACCGUAGUCGAGCGGAAACGAAAAGCGAUUGUGAUAUUGCCAUUUGUGGCCGUUGCCCGGGAGAAGAUGUUUUAUCUGCAGGAAAUCCUCGCACCGGCGGGCAUUCGCGUCGAAGGCUUCUUUGGUGGCCACAACCCGCCGGGUGGUUUCGACAGCGUUGACGUUGCCGUGUGUACAAUCGAGAAAGCCAACUCCAUCGUCAACCGCCUGCUGGAGCAACGCAAACUGAGCGUCGUCGGGCUUUUGGUGGUGGACGAAAUCCAUCUGAUUUCGGAUCCUUCCCGCGGUUAUAUUUUGGAGCUGUUGCUGACGAAGGUUCGCUUCGCCGGUGAACGACUUGACGAGCGGAUUCAAAUUGUGGGCAUGUCGGCCACGUUGCCCAACAUGGAACUGCUGGUGGAGUGGUUGCAGGCGGAACAGUUUCGGACCGAUUAUCGGCCGAUCGAGCUGAAGGAGAUGGUCAAGCUGGGGACGUGUGUGUUUGAUAAUCAGAAAAAGCUGUUGAGAAAACUGGACCCGGAUCCAUUCCAAGGGAUUAUGAGGGAUCAAGAUAACGUGGCUCAGCUAUGUUUGGAGACUAUUCUGGAGGGUUGCUCGGUUAUUGUGUUCUGUCCAUCCAAGGAUCGGUGUGAGCAGUUGGCACUUCAUUUGGCAGAGUUUAUUUAUCGAACCAUGAAAAGUGAGGGGGACCUUGGCGAACAGUUACGAAAAGAAAUCAGUCCAGAAAAAUUGGCGGAAGCGUUAGGUCUUUUGAAAAACUGUCCAACGGGAUUGGAUGCAGUGUUGGGGAAAACGGCUCGCUAUGGGUGUGUAUAUCAUCAUGCGGGACUGACAGCCGACGAAAGGGAUAUUAUUGAAAGUUGCUUUAAGGGUGGAACUCUGCGAAUCAUAGUGGCAACCAGCACGUUAAGUAGUGGAGUGAAUUUACCGGCUAGGCGGGUUAUCAUCCGAACACCCAUGUUCGGUAGGACGGUGAUGAAUUCGUUAACAUAUCGUCAGAUGAUAGGUCGAGCUGGCCGAAAGGGCCGUGAUGUGUUGGGAGAAUCAAUUUUGAUGUGCGACGGUCAAAAUUCGAAAGCUGCUUGGGAACUGGUCAAAACGGAUCUGAAACCGAUUUCUUCCUGUCUGGACGGAGACGGCUAUAGCCACCUGAAGCGUGCGAUUCUCGAAAUAAUCGCUUCCGGUGUGGCUUCCAGCACUACAGAUCUGGAACGCUUUGUAAACUGCACCCUUUACAGUCAUGAAAAGAAAUGCCACUUCAGUUUUUCGCUUGAGUCACUCGAACAAAGUCAUCGCCACAGGGUCUGGUCGAAAAAAGACGAAUCGGUCAGCGAUCAGCAGAUCGAUUCGGCCGAUCCUAUCGCAAGCUGUGUCCGUUUUCUGUUGGAGUACGAAUUCAUUAGAAUGCAGAGCAACGCAGAGGGUGGUGAAACGCUCCUAGUUUCUACUCCUCUAGGGAACGCAUGUCUGUCAGCUUCGAUGGCCCCUCGCGAUGGGUUCCUGCUGUUCAGCGAGCUACAGAAAUCUCGCCAGUGUUUCGUGUUGGAAUCGGAACUGCACGCUAUCUAUCUGGUGACGCCGUACUCCGUGAGCUACCAGUGGCAAAACAUAAGCUGGGUGGAUUUUCUUGAGCGAUGGGAGAGUAUGGACGCUGCCAUGAGACGGGUCGGCGAGUUGGUGGGCAUUCGAGAUGCUUUUCUGGUGAAGGGGUUGCGAGGGAAGAUCGCAGAUGCUGACCAUGAAGCGCUGAUGAUACACAAACGUUUCUACACAGCAUUGGCUCUGAAACGGUUGGUCGACGAAGAACCGCUCAGUGUGGUGGCACAGCAAUUCCAAUGUUCCCGGGGUUUGCUACAGAGCUUACAACAAGUGGCUGCCACUUUUGCCGGUAUUGUCACAGCAUUCUGCACAUCGCUCAACUGGAACUUGCUAGCGAUGAUCAUCACUCAGUUCAAGGAGCGGCUCUUUUUUGGCGUACAACCGGACCUGUUGGACUUGAUGCGAAUUUCCAGUCUGAACGGGCAACGAGCUCGGCUGCUAUUCAACGCUGGCGUAACCGGCCUCUUGGAGUUGGCCAAUAGCGAUCCGCUUGAGGUUGAGCGAAUUUUGUACAACUGUGUGAGUUUCGAAACGGAGCAACGUCGCAACGGUGAAGAGGAUUUCGAAACCCGACGGAGACUCAAUCAGAGGAAUCUGUACGUGACUGGGCGAGCUGGGUUGACCGUACAGGAAGCGGCAAACUUAAUGGUGAAAGAAGCCCGCCAAUACAUCCAGUUGGAGAUGGGUGUGUGCAAUCCACAUUGGGUGGAUAGCUUAGAGGAAAAGGUGGCAGAUAAAUCGACUUCAGGCGAGAAAGUUGAUAGCGAAAACUUAUUUUCCCCCGUCCAGGUAAAUGAGCAAAAAGCGCCGGAAAAAACACCUCCCGACGGAUCACGACAACAAGUUCCCUCGGUGACGUCGUUUGAAGUGUCCGAACUGGACAGCAACAGGGAGAUCGAACAGUUUCAUAAUUCACUAAUAAUGAACUUUUCACACGUAAUAAGUGAAGAUAAGGAGCAAUCCCAACAAUUGGGGGGUGGUAGAUACGAUAAUUUGAGCGUAGUGGAUCUUUGUGCGGAUACAGAUUUAUUCGAAAAUUUUGCAUCAAUUUUAGAUCAAUCCGAGUUUGUUAGUGUAUCGUUUGCUGUAAGUAAGUACGGCUGUUCAAAGUCAGUUAUCGGAGGCAAUUUAUUGAUCAAUCAGCAAGAAAAAAGUGACCAAGAUGAAGUUGUCAGAAAUUAUCCGUUCUUGUUUGGUGAUAACCUCUACCUUAGUGGAAUUGCUUUCACUUUUCCGGUAACCGACGACGAAAAAACAGAAAAUGUGGUUUACUUUUUGAAUCUUAAAAAAUGUUCCUCAGUAACAUGUGACCAGAAGAAACUAUUAGUUGGACGAUUGCUGGAGCGUGAAGGUGUCACCGUCGAUCUGUACGACGCAAAAGAUCAGCUUAAGAUGGUCUAUCGAAGUGGACUACUAUCGCUAGAGCAGGAAGUGGUUGCCAAUCUGCGUGAUCCAAAAGUGGCAUGCUGGUUGCUGCAAGCAGAGGAGAAAGUCAUACCCGUUAAAGCCAUGGUUCAGCAUUAUUGUCCAGAGCUAACCACUCUGUGUCAAAUUGCGGGGCAUUGCCCUGGAUCCUCCGGUUCGGGCUCGAACUACAUGAGCACAAUCGAUGCUCAAAUUAGAUGCACCGUGGAGAGUUUCCUCGUAUCGCAUUUAAUCCGUGCACAGAUAGCCCAGUUCGAUCAGGUAGAUCGAGCACAGGAGAUGCGUACCACAUUCACGCAGCGGGAAAUGCCCACGCACGCAGCAUUGGCACGGAUGGAACUGGUUGGCUUCCCAGCCGAUAGCAACAAGCUGACUCACCUGAUCGAGCGACUCAAGGUGGCCAAGGAGCGGAUUAGCGAACGAGUCCGAAUGUUGAACGGAGGACGACGGUUGAACUUUGGCUCUGCCAGCGAUGUGGCUGCGGUGCUGAAGGUGCCCCGUGAACGUAGCGGUAGGGUGAAAACCUGCCGCCAGGUGCUGGAGAAGAUCGAUUCUCCGCUGGCGGCCCUAGUCAUAGCGUACAGGAAGAUCGAGAGUAAUCUUAGUCGAACGGUCGAGCCACUCCACAGGGCGAUUCGAGACGGUAAGCGGGUCUACGGAAGCAGUUAUUGUUUUACCUCGACCGGAAGGAUUUCCAUGCAAGAGCCAAAUUUGCAGAAUGUGGUGAAAGAUUUCAAGGUGGAAAUUGACCCCGGUCAAGUAGAAAUGUUCAGCUGUCGUAGCACGUUUGCCUGCUCCGAUCCGGAUCGUAUUUUGCUGUCAGCAGAUUUCUGCCAGCUGGAGCUGUGUGUUCUAACGCAUCUGUCACAAGACCGAAAGCUUCUGGCGGUGAUGCAUGGUGGGAAAGAUGUUUUUCGCGGGAUCGCUGCGAAAUGGAACCACAUCGAGGAUGAGACGUUGGUAUCAGACGAGCUACGGAACUAUACCAAAACCAUCGUAUACGGGGUGAUUUAUGGUAUGGGCGCCAGAUCGAUGGCUGAGGAACUGAACGUUGAUGAAGACACGGCUCGUACGCUGAUGGAGCAGUUCCAUUCAACUUAUCCGGAGAUACGGCGCUAUGCCGACAAGGUGGUUCAAGUCACCAGAGAACGUGGCUACAUCGAAACGCUCACUGGCAGGAGGCGUUACCUUCCAGCGAUCCAUAGUACAGAUCCGAAGAAACGUUCCGAGGCGGAACGGCAAGCUGUUUGCACAACGAUUCAAGGUUCGGCAGCGGAUAUUCUGAAGAACUCGAUUCUGCGAAUGAUACGUAAUCUGCGCAAGUACCGCGGAACGCUUCGGUUAGGACUGGUGGAGCUUGUGCUGCACAUGCAUGACGAGCUGAUUUUCGAAGUUCCAAAGGAUCAGGCCAGAAACGUUGCCAAGAUUCUUAAAUCUAGUAUGGAGAACUGCGCGAAACUUAGUUUGCCUUUGAGAGUUAAGGUCAAAAUAGGACCCAGUUGGGGUGAAAUGUAUGAAACUCAAUUGUGAUAUGGAUAUGCGCUGCAAGACUGAUCUGUUGUUUAUCUUAAA
Armigeres subalbatus is the source of this 6171-nucleotide messenger RNA. RefSeq names its product DNA polymerase theta (gene DNApol-theta). The transcript is spliced from 8 exons. The coding region runs from base 175 to 6129 and encodes 1984 amino acids. Gene Ontology annotation, molecular function: ATP binding; DNA binding; DNA-directed DNA polymerase activity. The record is from RefSeq and is a predicted model, not a curated record. Gene Ontology annotation, biological process: double-strand break repair via alternative nonhomologous end joining; DNA-templated DNA replication. Lineage: Eukaryota; Metazoa; Arthropoda; Insecta; Diptera; Culicidae.